GCAUCGUUAACUCAUAUAGACAGCUCCGACAGAUGUCUUCAGCGGCUGCUCCUGCUACGAUCAUGUCUUGUGAUAGCUAGUAUCAGCCUCUUUCUCGUUAACAGAUCUCGACUGUCACUAUCUUCACCAUCCCAACAUGUCCUCCUCCUCUGCCUCGGCAGCAGUAGCCGAGGUCCUUCGACAGCCAGACGACCUGGUCAAGAUAGCAGCGUUUCGGAAAAAGCUCUUGAAAGAGAAGGCUGCGCUUGAUGCAAAGCUAUCUGCUGGAGUGAAAGCUCAGCUCGAAGCGACUCGUGAUGCUUUGCUCAAGCUUCAAGCUAGCCGAGCGGCCGUCAGCUUGAUCAGGGAGGAGAUGCUGGCAGUGGAAAAGCUCAAGGGGGAUGAGGAGUCUAACGAGGCCUUUGACAAGAUAACGAGGGUCUCCACUGUUCAUCGCAACUUUCAGCAGACGGCCAAGAUGGUGAACAACCUACGAUCCAUGGCAGAGAAAGUCCAGUACAUUGCGACCCUACUAGCCGACGAUCAGUCUCAACCCGGUGGUCCUGUGGGGCCAUCACCCAAUCUCCUACCUAUUCAUUUCCAACUCCAACAACUGGAAGCGUUUCGGAACGAGACCAUGCAUCAAGCGCGUAAAGGUGACGCGGGGGAGAUGAAGACUCUGAGUGGAAUGUUUGAGAAUCUUGACAUGGUCGGUCAAGAAUUUGAAAAGUGGUUAUGGGAGAUCAGCGGGAGGGUCGUGGAUCUCGCUAGGAAGGGCAAUGGAGGGGUCGUUGUGAGAUUGUUGAAGAUUGUCGAGUUUGAGGGCAAGGAGGAUGAAAAGGCCGUGGCAAUGCGUCUCGUCCGCAAAGUAGCGACGGCCGAUGCUGCGUCCAAAUUCAAGUCCAUGCAAGCCAACGCCCGAGUGAUCAAGAACUAUCGACACAAGCUCCUUGACGCCAUGACCGCAUCGAUACGCCAGACAUUCGAUCGACAUUUUGAAGCGAACGAGGAGGACAUGCUUGGCUUCAUUGAAGGACUUGGAUUCAUCUACAAGGAUGUCAUUCGUAUACACGAUGAUGUGGUACCUCUCUUCCCGGAAGACUACGAGAUCGAGAAGUAUCUGGUCAAAGCUUAUCACAAAGCAUUGAACGACACGCUAGUCAAGGUCGUCGCUUCAGCACCAGAGGCCAAGGUCUUGUUGGAACUUCACGCAUGGAUCAAAGAGUACAGAGGAAGUAUGAAAGAGCUCGACGUCCCGCAGGAAUGGCUUCAACCACCCUUGCUCGACGGCAAGAGCCAAGAUCUUAUCGAAGAUUAUGUCAAGCUGAUCGUGACUAAAUUGGACGAAUGGACCGUGAAUCUCAUGGCUCAAGAGACUGGAAAAUUCCAGUGGAGGACGCAGGAACCGGAGCAAGGGGACGAUGGGCAAUUUGGAAUGGAGGGUGUUGUCGACUUUUUCGCCUUGGUCAAUCAACAAUGCGAUCUCGCUCUCGACUCGAACCAAGGAGCUGUCCUGGCUCGAGUCGUCACUGAAUGUGCGAAUGUCAUGCGGAAGUGUCAAGCCGAGUGGUUGAAAAUUGUAGCGGAUGAAGCUCGAUUCCAAGUGGAGAAGAAGCCAGAGGAAGUGCCUGGUGGAUUGGUCGAAUACGUGGUCGCUCUUGCCAAUGAUCAGCUCAAAUCGGCCGAUUACGUCGAAGCCAUGAUCAAUCGCUUGGAACCAUUAGUGUCGGCGAAAUACAAGCAAGUCAUCAGUGAACAAUUGAACGGAGCCAUCGAUGGAUACCUCGAUGUGGCAAAGAAAUGUACGUCCGCGUUGGUUGAUUUUGUUUUCAACGAUCUUCGACCCGCUACGAGCGCUUUGAUCACGCCGAAAUGGUAUAGCGAAGGAUUGAUUCAACAGAUUAUCGAGACAAUGCGAGAUUAUAUGGGAGACUAUCAAGCGCAUCUAAACCCUUCGAUAUUCGACAUUCUCGUAGAAGAUCUUCUCGACGCAUUCCUCAUCGCAUACCUGUCGGCUUUGAGGCGAUCAUCCAACAAUGCCAUCAAGAUGCCAUCAGGCGUGCAAAAGAUCAAGUCGGAUAUAUCCGCCGCGUUUGAUUUCUUCUCGACGUUCAAACAACCUCAAGAUCUCGAAAAUAACUUUGAGGUGGUUGAUCUCACCAUCAGCAUGCUCGAGGCCUCAUCCCAGAUGGUGUUUAUGGAUUACUGGAAUUUCGCCAAGAAGCAUGGCCCACAAUUACCAUUCGUCGAGAGUCUCAUGAGGGCCAGGGAGGAUUUCGACAGAAAUACAGUCAGCGACGUCAUGGAGACGUUGAGGAGAAAGGUCAGAGAGGAAGAUAUCAGGGAUCCUGAGGAGCCUACCAUCAUGAUCAAGGUCACUGCCAAAGGCACCAGUCUUCUGUCGUCCCUUCCGACUAUCCCGAACCUAUCAGGUCUGAGAGAAGUGGCUGGAACAUAUGCAGACAGGAUACGAGACCUGAGAGAUGGUCUCCAGUAGUGACCGCGAGCUCGCGCAAAGCGGACUGCAGACUGGGACGACCAAUACUCUUCUUCAUCAUACUUUACAGUAACACUGCUAGGCGGCAUGUUGUAGCAUCAUGACAU
Molecule: messenger RNA, 2583 nt
Organism: Kockovaella imperatae
Lineage: Eukaryota; Fungi; Basidiomycota; Tremellomycetes; Tremellales; Cuniculitremaceae
Product: vesicle fusion-related protein
Exons: 4
Coding region: 137-2476 (779 amino acids)
Biological process (GO): exocyst localization; exocytosis
Cellular component (GO): exocyst
Molecular function (GO): SNARE binding
Source: RefSeq, a predicted model, not a curated record